CCAGAAAAAGAAAAAAGGAAUGAUUGGCAGUAGAAGUAGAACCUUUAUGCUUGGCAGAAAAAUUAGAUUUGGAUGAUACUACUAAUGUUUUGUGGUGCCUAUGAUUCCAAAUCUAGAAAUAGAAAAGCCCAAAUUCCCUGAACUCGCAUAUAUACAUUCACUUCAUUUUGCUCGCUCUACAGUCCCGGAGACCUAGGCCUCUCUUCUAGUAACUCGUACAUUAAAGAGCAGGCCACGGUCCAUUUAGAGGGAUGAUCAAGUGUACCGGACAUAUUUUGUCUACUUGUUUAACUCCUGUUCAUUCUGUUGUCCUGAAAAACCAUGGCAGAUUGUUCUCCAACUUAAAUUAUACCAAAUCAAGGAAAUUGCAUCACUACAAUCUGAAGUGCCAGUUUCACAAGGAGAGCACUAUGGUGGCCACCCGCUACCCUCCGCCGUGGUUCAGUAUUGCUCCAAUGAUGGACUUGACGGACAACCACUAUAGAACUUUGGCACGUAUCAUAUCCAAAAAAGCUUGGCUGUAUUCAGAAAUGAUUGCUGCAGAAACAAUUGUUUUUCAGAAGGGGAAUUUGGAUAGAUUCUUGGCAUUUGGUCCAGAGCAACAUCCUAUAGUGCUUCAAAUUGGGGGAAACGAUUUGGAAAACAUUGCUAAAGCAACUCAACUUGCAAAUCCUUAUGGCUAUGAUGAAAUCAAUUUCAACUGUGGUUGUCCAAGUCCAAAGGUUGCUGGAAAAGGCUGUUUUGGGGUGCGUUUAAUGCUUGAUCCAAAGUUUGUUGCUGAUGCCAUGACAGUAAUUGCUGCAAAUACAAAUGUUCCUGUUAGUGUCAAAUGCAGAAUUGGUGUCGAUGACCACGAUUCAUAUAAUGAACUCUGUGAUUUCAUAUAUAAGGUCUCAUCUCAAUCACCAACAAGGCAUUUCAUAAUACACUCCAGGAAGGCACUACUUAAUGGAAUCAGCCCCAGAGAAAAUAGAUCAAUUCCACCCUUAAAAUACGAGUUCUUCUAUGCUCUCCUGCGUGAUUUUCCUGAUUUGCGGUUCACCAUCAAUGGUGGCAUAAACACUAUUGAUGAGGUAAAUGAAGCUCUGAGAGAAGGAGCCCAUGGGGUUAUGGUUGGACGUGCAGCUUAUCACAAUCCAUGGAAUGUUUUGGGACAUGUUGAUAGUGCAGUAUACGGGGCACCUCUUAGCACUAUAACAAGGCGACAGGUACUUGAACAGUUCCAGGUUUAUGGAGAUUCAGUCUUGGAACAUCACGAACCUAGACCAAAUCUUCGCGAGAUUACAAAACCUUUGCUUGGUUUUUUCCAUUCAUCCCCCGGAAAUGGUUUGUGGAAGCGCAAAGUUGAUGCUGCUUUACACACCUGCCCGACAAUAAAAUCAUUGUUGGAGGAGACGCUGGAUGCCAUUCCAGAUGCAGUAUUGGAUUCACCGAUUACUGAAGCCCCUAUCGGUUUUCCAGAUGUUUUCUCAGCUGCCAAGAAGGUGCUUCCACCACCCUAUUUAGUUACAGAGGAAGAGCUCUUCUCGUAUGCCUAGUCCGCUUGCGUUUAACUGCACACAAUUUUUCUGUCACACACACUAGAAAGAUUAAGAAGAGAAAGAGAGAGCAGAUCAGACUGACUGUUAUCAGAGAAGUUGUUCACAUAUCACAUAUGUUUCCUUGUAGCAUUAGUUGCUUUGGUUUUCCGAAUAUCAUCCCUCAAUAUUGAUACUUGUUGACAUACAUUGAAAACAUACCGCCGAAUGCUAAUUUUUCUUUUUAUAUAUUUUAGUUUAUAAUCA
Messenger RNA from Salvia hispanica, 1784 nucleotides. RefSeq lists its product as uncharacterized. NCBI's taxonomy places the organism in Eukaryota, Viridiplantae, Streptophyta, Magnoliopsida, Lamiales, Lamiaceae. The record is from RefSeq and is a predicted model, not a curated record. Gene Ontology annotation, molecular function: flavin adenine dinucleotide binding; tRNA dihydrouridine synthase activity. Gene Ontology annotation, biological process: tRNA dihydrouridine synthesis.